Molecule: messenger RNA, 2114 nt
Organism: Ixodes scapularis (black-legged tick)
Lineage: Eukaryota; Metazoa; Arthropoda; Arachnida; Ixodida; Ixodidae
Product: pantetheinase-like
Exons: 6
Coding region: 460-1860 (466 amino acids)
Molecular function (GO): hydrolase activity, acting on carbon-nitrogen (but not peptide) bonds, in linear amides
Source: RefSeq, a predicted model, not a curated record
CAAUUUGCGUUCCAUGGGCGGUAUAGGAAGUUGCACUCCUCUGGUUUGGUUGGUUCGGCGGCCGUGCAAGAAAAAAAAGUUUCUCACCGCUUCCAAACUACACAAACUACGUGAAAUCAGUGCUCUCUUUUGAUCUGGUGCCAUAGAAAAGACUCGGAACCAUCGUUUAUCUCUUCCUGCAAACAACGGUCAGCAAAAUUCUUUUUUUCUUUUUUUUUUUUUCUUUUUUGUUAUUGAUAAGUGUGGUUUGCGAUCUACGGCCGACAGCUCGUCUUGCCCCGUAGGUCGUGGUUUUGCCCCAGACCGGCUUUGGCGGGUUUGCCGGCUUAUCAUAGGCCUGCGCACUAUAAAGCGCCUCACGAGUGCGCCCGGCUGACUCAUUCCGUACUCGUGUGCGCGGAGCUCACUGCUCGGCCGUACCUCCCGCGCGACCGCAGAAAAAAAAGAAUAACAAGCACGAUGCAGCAAGUAUUCUUGAGCCAGCUGGUGAUCUGCGUCCUCGCAAGUGGGGCGUGGGCCUUCAGGGCUGCUGUCUUCGAGCACGUCCAGCUGGGGAGCCCGGCGACCGAGGCACGGAGUGAGGUGGUUGCCAAGAACCUCGCCGCCUACGAAGAGGCUGCAAAACAGGCUGCUGUCGAGAAAGCGGACAUGAUCGUGUUUCCGGAAGACGGCAUCAUGUUCAGCUUCUCCAAGUGGGCUGACGUGAACACCACAGCCGAGGACGUGCCUGACGCCGGAGCAGUGCCCUGCGUCGACAGGAAGGACCACCUUCCGGUGUUGACCAAUCUCAGCUGCAUGGCAAAGGAGAACCAGAUGUAUGUGGUGGCCAACCUGAUAGACAAGAAGCCCUGCACUCGCCAACCCUGCCCUGAGAAGACCAUCUUCUACAACACCAAUGUGGCCUUUGACCGCAACGGGACCCUGGUAUCGAGGUACCACAAGAACCACCUGUUCGUGGAGCCCUUCAUGAGCAGCCCUGACCCCCCGGAGUUCGCCGUGUUCGAGACAGACUUCGGCGUGCGCGCCGGCAUGUUCAUAUGCUUCGACGUGUUGUUCCGGGAGGCCUCGGAGCUGGUGACUCACCACAAUGUGACCCUGGCCAUCGCGAGCACCUGGUGGUUCGACGAGCUGCCCAGCCUGUACGCGGUUGCUGAGCAGCAGGCCUGGUCCCUGCGCCAUGGGGUGCCGCUGCUCGCAGCCAACAUCCAGAAAAAGGCGGUGGGCUCCCUGGGCAGCGGCAUCUACGCGGGCAUCCGGGGCCCACUCAACUACACAUACAGCCCCGACGGGAAGGCCAAGCUGCUCGUAGCGAGCCUCGACGAGACGCCCGUGAACCCCAGGUACCACGGUGACGAGAUUGCUCCCCCCAAGCGAGUGCACUUGAACCUCAAGAACCGGCCCUACAUCAGCCUGGCCCUGUGGAACCCCAGCGGAAAGUACCGGGUGUGCCACGGGAACUUCUGCUGCAGGGCACGCUUCGAGACAGACAUGAUCCGCGACCAGUUCUACCUGUUCGCUUACGACGGCUACGACCACAUCCAGAACCGCUGGGCCCUCAGAGUGCAGAAGUGCAUCGUGGCCGUCUGCAAGAAGCCCGAACUCAAGGAGUGCCUCGAGUUCGGCACCAGGUCGAGCACCGUGUUCACCAAGUUCUCUCUGGAGGCCCAGUUCCAGACGGCCGAGGUGUUCCCGCUGCUUGCUUCCACCGAGCUCGAGUUGACGCCCAAGCGGCACUGGAAGGUCGAGACCACCACCGGGAACUAUACCACGCUCACCAUGGACGAAGGGAACCCGUCCAGGAAGCCCCUGCUCUAUGCCACACUCACCGCCCGCCUCUACGACGAGGACCGCACUCUGUGACCGGGCGUCAAACUUUUUACCGACUGUACUGGUCUGCUCAGCAGUUUCCGCUCUAGUGAAUUUUGACACCUCAAGCGGAACUCACGUAUAUAGGAGUAAAAAAUUGUGAAAAUGAAUUAGAAGUUACUUGAAAAAGAGUGCGAAAGAUUGGUCUUGCCAGAUUUUGUGCCCACAAAACAUUUCCAAAACCCAUGCUUUCUGAAACUUCUGAAAUAUCGAGCCCACGAAAAUAAAGGAAGUUGCAGUGGAUGGCA